AUGAUGGAUGGGAGGCGGCAUUCAGUUGAUGUUCCUAUUUCGAAAACUCUUGUAGCGUUGAGGAGAGUCAGGUCAUUGAGGGAUCCAUCUACGAAUUCUAUGAGCAAACUCUGUUCUUCGAUUGAUAAUCUGCACUGGGAAAACAGUUCGGGCAAUGGGAUUUCUCUGCGGUUCUUGGACGCUUCUCGCGCUUGUGAUUCUGAUGAUAAUGGUGCAUUAAGGUCGAAGAAUUUGAGUUGUAGCAUGCGCAGAGAGCACGAUGCUGCUGAUUUUGAAUUGAACUGUGGCCAUUUCAACUCUAAACUGAAGUCUUGUCCUGAAGGCCAGCAGGAUGAAGAACUAGCUUACUCUAAUUUGAAUCAGGAAGUCAAUUCCGGUAUUAAGUCGACAAGUGAUGGCUGCUAUAGCAACCAUAGACGUAAGGAAUUAGAUAUAGCAUCUGUUAUUCCUCCCAGCAACGAGGCAACUUCUGGGUCAUCAAAGUUAGGGACAAUUGAUCAUUCUAUGUUGACUAGAAAAACUCUAGGCAAGAAUCAAGUGAAAUCAUCCGAAGUUUUGGGCGAUAUUGCAGGUCUUGGGGGUAGUCCAUGCCUUUCAGUCGGUGAAGCCUUCUCAGCUUAUAGUUCUUCGACGAACAUGAAUCAAGAUGUAGAUAUUGGAGAUGAUAAUCACCAUGGAUGUGGAAUAAGCUGUUGUUGGUCAAAAUCGCCAAGGUUUAGAGAAUCAAAUGUAUAUUCUGAUAUAGAAGACCGUCCUCUGAUAUCCUGGCACACAGAUGAGACGGCUCUUUAUGGACAUAAAAACAUGAGACACAUUGGCGGUGAAAUCAGUCCAAAUUUUGAAACUCCAAGAAGUUUAUGUAUGAAAUUUAGGCCAAAAUCUUUUAGUGAUUUGGUUGGGCAAAAUGUGGUAGCGAGGUCUCUUUUGGGCGCCAUCUUUAAGGGAAGGGUAACCUCAUUCUAUCUCUUCCAUGGUCCUCGUGGUACUGGCAAGACAUCUGCGUCCAGGAUUUUUGCUGCUGCCCUGAAUUGUCUCUCCCUCGAGGAGGAAAGGCCAUGUGGUCUUUGCAGAGAGUGCGUUUUGUUCUUUUCUGGUAGAAGUAAAGAUGUUAAAGAAGUUGAUUCUGUGAAACUUAAUCGUAUUGACAAGAUAAAAUCCCUUGUUAAAAAUGCAAGCAUCCCUCCAGUUUCUUCACGUUUUAAGAUAUUUAUUGUUGAUGAGUGCCAGUUGAUCACGGGGGAGGCAUGGGCAAGUCUUUUGAAUAGCCUAGAGAGCCUUUCUCAGCAUGUGGUCCUUAUUAUGAUCACGCCAGAUCUGGACAAACUUCCCCGAAGUACAGUUUCCAGGGCCCAGAGGUAUCACUUCCCUAAGAUAAAAGAUGCUGACAUUGCAAGCAGAUUGGAAAAAAUUUGCAUAGAAGAAGGUCUUGACUUUGAACAGGAGGCUUUGGGCUUCAUCUCUGCUAAAUCCUGUGGUUCACUUAGGGAUGCAGAAAUCAUGCUUGAUCAGCUGAGCUUGCUUGGUAAAAAAAUCACAAUUUCCUUAGCCCAUGAACUUACUGGUAUCAUCUCUGACGACGAAUUGCUUGAAUUACUGGAUCUGGCUCUGUCUUCCGACACUUCAAAUACAGUUAAAAGAGCGCGAGAGUUAAUGAGAUCAAGAGUGGACCCUUUACAACUUAUAUCACAGCUGGCAAAUCUCAUUAUGGACAUCCUUGCAGGGAAAUGUGAUGAUAGCGGGUCUGAAAUCAGAAUGAGGUUUUCCAAUAGACGCAUCAUAGCUGAAGCUGACCUUCAAAAACUAAAUCAUGCGUUGAGAAUACUUUCUGAAACGGAGAAGCAAUUACGGAUUUCCAAGAAUCAAACAACAUGGUUCACGGUAGCUCUUCUGCAGUUAAGCUCUGCAGAACAUUCUUCUGUCGAAGCAAGUGAUACGAAAUUGAGAUAUGCAUGCAAUGGAGAUGGUGAUUUCUGCAGUACAUCAUCUACAGGGGAUAGCCGGAAGCAUCCUGCCUCUGCUCAGUAUGAUAACAAGUUGUUUAGAUUAGGACAACAGGAUCACGCAUUAAGUUCCAUAUGGCAUAAAGCGACAGAGUCAUGUCAAUCUAACAGACUCAAGACUUUUCUUAGGAAACAGGGGAAGUUGUCUUCUCUGUGUGUUGAUCGCGGUCUAGCAAUUGCUGAAUUGGAUUUCCAGCAUCGCAACUACGUAUAUAGGGCUGAGAAGUCGUGGAAAAUGAUUGCCAGUUCCCUGCAGCUCAUACUGGGUUGUAACAUAGAGCUCAGGAUCAAUCAUGUACCUUGCACUUCUGAUUCUACAUAUGCCAAGUUGAAGAGGUCAUCUUUCAGUUUUUUCACUUGUUCCCGUAGAAUUCAUCGAAAGGCGCUCUCAGAUAAUGAACAAGGAAGUGAACCAGACUACACUGAUCACACCUCGCAGAAAGCCAUGAUGAAGGAUAGAACUUGUAAAUCUGAUUGUGGAUCUCAGAUGCAACAACCUGACUCUUAUCAUGGAAUGGAGGUAGUAACAGCAUUGAGAGAUGGUGAAGGAAAUUUGCUGAGCUCAAGGAAGAAUUUGUUGAAUAGUUCAUGUCAAGAGACUUCAAGGACCUCAAGUUCUGGUGUUGAUUCCUCCAAGGAAGAGGGAUUUGAUUAUGCACACCUAGUUUCAUCAAACCCUGAUUCAGACUAUCAAUCAAAAUGUUUCCCUCGAACUUUCUGGAUUCAUAAGAAGAAGUUACAUUCUCCAGAUCUAUCUCAGUUGGUAUUCGAGGGCACUCAACAACAGAAAGAAUUUGUUUUAUCCAUCCCAAAUUACACCUGUUCUGAGACGUAUAGCUAUGCUAGUGAACCAUGUGUUUUCUCCACCAGCUCUAACAACUGUACCAAAGCCGCCCAAAAUGAGAAGAGCCCGAAGUUGGAUUCAGAUUUGCUUUGUUGGAGAACCCCGAGAUCUCCCUUGAGGAAGUCAUGGCACGUGGGGCUUCAGCAGCAUAAGUCGCAUCCAGCAGGGAGGUUUCUUUCCUGUGCCUCUGCUAAGUAGCUGCUGCAAGACUUCAUGGUGGCAGGCACUCAGCGAUGAAUGGUUUUAUAAAUUUGGCACAAAAAUGUAAGUACAUAUAUUUUGUGAGAAGCCCAGAUGACACAAUUUUCAUGAACUUUGUUGUAGCCAAUGUAACAUAGC
Neltuma alba is the source of this 3183-nucleotide messenger RNA. Its product is annotated as protein STICHEL-like 2. Gene Ontology annotation, cellular component: DNA replication factor C complex; DNA polymerase III complex. The transcript is spliced from 7 exons. Lineage: Eukaryota; Viridiplantae; Streptophyta; Magnoliopsida; Fabales; Fabaceae. The record is from RefSeq and is a predicted model, not a curated record. The coding region runs from base 1 to 3042 and encodes 1013 amino acids. Gene Ontology annotation, molecular function: DNA binding; ATP hydrolysis activity; DNA clamp loader activity. Gene Ontology annotation, biological process: DNA repair; DNA-templated DNA replication.